Molecule: messenger RNA, 1368 nt
Organism: Pieris napi
Lineage: Eukaryota; Metazoa; Arthropoda; Insecta; Lepidoptera; Pieridae
Exons: 2
Coding region: 1-1368 (455 amino acids)
Source: RefSeq, a predicted model, not a curated record
AUGAAACGUGCAAGUAUUAUAUUAUCAAGAGGGCGUCGAAUAUGUGAUUUGCUCAAUAAUUCGAAUAUACAAAAUAACAACUCCGAUACACCCAUUGAAAAGGACAAUAUUUCAUUAAAUGAAAUAGAAUUAAACAGUUACUCUGAUUCAAACCUACUAAAUAAGAAUGAGUCUCCAUUACCAAUAAGCUUUAAUGAGUCGGAUAUUAAUGAGCUAGCAAACAUAAUUGAUGCAGAUAUAUUUGAUAAUAACCUAGAAGUUGCUUCCGAUUCUGAUACUGCAAAUCUCGAAACAUCGCACCCUUCACCUUCUUGUGGUACCAACCACUUGGACUACGACUGUGAUAAUGAUUUCUGCCCUUAUUAUAUACAAAAGGAAAACUUAUCAACUUUUGAUAUUUUGCCCGUACCCUCACCAGGUUAUCUGUCUAGCUGCUCAACGUAUACAACAAUAAACAAUUAUAGUCCGCUGUCAGAUAUUUCGAAUAAUAGUCCUAGCACAAGCGAUCGCCGUCGUCAACUAAGGAAAGAUAAAGGUAAUAUAAGAAAAAGACAUUUUAAUGAAUGGAUAGACACUAAGAGAAAGAAUUUACGUAAUAUGGGAAAAGAGUACAUGUCAAGAAAUGGUAAAAUUCAAGCAAAGAGAAAGAUGGGGCCGCCAUGUCAAUGCCGCAAGAAGUGUUUUGAUAAAUUAAGUGAAGGAAAAAGACAGAAGAUAUUUAAGAGUUUUUGGAAUUUGGGCAAUCGAGAAAAACAAUGGAUGUUUAUAGCCAGCUUAGUAAAAAAGCAAAAUAAACGCAGGGUCUACACAGAUACCACUUCAAGACGAAAGUACACGUUAAAGUACUCAUUGCCAGUAGAUCAUGGUGAAGAUAAUUAUGUGGAUGUAUGCAAAAAACAUUUCUUAAGCACUAUUUCCGUCAGUGAUCAGGUUAUUAAUAAGGCCCUAGAAAAGAUGGCUACGACUACUGGAGUAUUAAUUCCAGAUCAAAGAGGAAAACACUCAAACCACCCUGUAAAAAAGACAGAGUCUGUUAUAACCAGUGUGUGUGACCAUAUCAAGAGUUUGCAGCCAGUUGAGUCACAUUUUACUAGGCAAAGGUCAAAUAAGUUAUAUUUGGAUGGAGAUUUAAAUUUUCAUAAAUUAUUUGAAAUGUAUAAUGAGUGGCUUCAAUCUAAUAUAUAUGAAGAGAAAGCUAAAUCCGAACGUCUAUAUCGAGACAUUGUAAAUGAAAACUUUAAGCUCAGUUUUCAUAUUCCUAAGAAAGAUCAGUGCGAUCAGUGUCACAUCUUCAGGAAUAUUAAAGGUCCAACAGAACUGCAAGUCAUCGAUCAUGAAAUUCACGUCACUAACAAGAAGUUAUCCUGA